Molecule: messenger RNA, 1400 nt
Organism: Chaetomium fimeti
Lineage: Eukaryota; Fungi; Ascomycota; Sordariomycetes; Sordariales; Chaetomiaceae
Exons: 2
Coding region: 1-1041 (346 amino acids)
Molecular function (GO): oxidoreductase activity, acting on NAD(P)H
Source: RefSeq, a predicted model, not a curated record
AUGCACCGCGCCACCGGCGGCCUCUACCUCAACAACGCCACCACCACAACCACCACCACCACCACAACCCGCACCCCCUUCAUAAUGGGCUCCACCUUCGGCGGCACCGUCAUCGCCCUAGGCUCCACCCCCUCCCAUCUAUCGAUCGGCGACCGCGUGAUCGGCUUCGUGCAAGACGGCGCGCCGCGCGAGGCCGGCUUCCAGGAGUACGUGACGGUGCCCACGUGGAAGGUGAGCCGCGUGCCACAUGGGAUGGGGCUGGAGGCGGCGGUGACGGUGCCGACGAAUCUGGUGACGGCGGUGCAUACUGUUGCGGCGGAGUUGGGGCUGGAGGUGCCGUGGCCGGUUGUAUCGGAGGAGGAAAAAGGCGGGGUGGGGAAGAAGGGGACGGUGUUGGUGUGGGGGGCGGCGAGCAGCGUGGGGAUGUACGUGCUGCAGGUGUUGAGGUUUUGGGGGUAUCGCGAUGUGCUGGCUGUUGCGGCGGGGAGGCAUCAUGCGGUGUUGGAGGGGAUGGGGGCGAGGAGGUGUUUUGAUUACCGCGGGGGGGAUGUGGUGUGGGAGAUUGAGCGGUAUCUUGAUCGCGAGGGGGCUGGGAGCAGGGAGGAGGGCAGGCCGAGGGUGCCGUAUAUUGUGGAUUGCAUCGGCUCGCGGGAGGGGACGCUGCGGCCGUUGACCAAGAUCGCGGAGAGGGGCAGCAAGGUGGCCGUCAUGUUGCCUGUGAUCAACGUCCACGCGGGCGAGGGUCAGGAACCGGAACUGGAGAUGGACGUGGCCAAGGCGUUGCCUGGGCAGUGGAAGGACGGCGUUGAGCUAAGGGGUGUCAGGACAUUUUGCUAUCAUGAGAACGAGUUCUUCAAGAACCACCUCCAACCAGAAAUCAUCCCUGCCUUGCUGGAGCAAGGGGUAGUCCAGCCAAACAAACAGCGGGUCGUGGAAGGGAAGACGAUGCUCGAACGCGCACAGAAAGCGCUCGACCUGCUGAAAGACCAGGCUGUCUCAGGAGAGAAGCUUGUGUGGAGAGUGGCAGACGGAGAGAUCUAAUUUAUUUACGAAUGCUUGUAAUAUCACCAACAGUUAAAGACGGUAGUUGGUUACAUAUGUUCGUUAAUGGAGUUCACAUGUCUCCGGCACCUAGUUUACUCGACUGUUCCAAGUUGAAAACUUCCCGACUUGAAUGAAGUUAGGUUCAUGUAAGUAUUGGUGCUAAGGAGGUCGCUCCUAACAUGCCCCAAGCACCGGGACGUAACGUGGAUACCAAACCUGGGUCUGGAGCCGGAGGUCAGUCUGUAACCGAUCUGAUGUUACCUCCGGAACGAGAUGAGCCGAGUAGCCCGUGUGAUUGGUGGUAGAUUCCGUCUCCUGGAAACGCGCCAUUCUGCUUCUGCUUUGCCAGCUCGAUA